Messenger RNA from Linum trigynum, 4089 nucleotides. Lineage: Eukaryota; Viridiplantae; Streptophyta; Magnoliopsida; Malpighiales; Linaceae. The record is from the annotation of a GenBank genome assembly.
GUAUUCAAACGAGUGCUCUCGUGCACUGUCCUAUCGAACUGUUCCCCGCAAACUCAAAGGAAACAAUGAACAAGAUGACUAAUUAAUUUCAAUGAAGCCUGUGUUAUACAAACUAAUUGCAAAAUUAAAUUACAUCACGAUUGUACCAAGAAUCAAUGGAACCAUAGCAAUCUGAAAUGUUCGCCAGCAUCCACAACCACAAGUAUUUCAAAUGACGGACUCCCUUCAAAACCAAACUCCCUCGCAACGGAAACUACAGGUCCAUUCAUUACCCUGCAACAUAUUCAAUCACAUGUUCAAAGUCCUGCCCCAAAACCCACUGAAGAUAAACUACUGGAAUAGAUAGCUGGUAAACUGAAGCAGUAAAUCACACAAACCUUCCAGCCGGAAUGUGUACUCAGCAGCUACAAUAGCUAUGAAUUCAACAAGUUCCCAUUGGGUUGGGCUAUGGGCGGGUAUUAACGGGUAACUCGUGGAUACCCGUUAAAGAAUUUCUUGAUCUCAAGUUUCAUCGCGUAAAAAAAUUACGAGUAUUUAAGUACCCGUAAUUUUCAAAAAAUGGGAUAGGUAUGAGUAAAUCCAAAUACCCGUUUCCCAUUGUCCACUCGGGGAAUGGAGGACCGAGGGGAUAAAUUCCUUCGGCGAUACCCGACUAGUUCGGCAAAACCAAUUUAACAGAGAGAAACGCCUAUCUUACCAAUCUGCUAUGGGCUGGGCUCCGCAAAUCCAACAACUUUCCCCGGCCCAAAAGAGUUGGUAAGUCACUGGGAGAAACGGCAAAUUAAUCCGACAACCCCACCAGUAGUGGGGGGCAAAACGUAGUGAUGGCAAUUUCAACCCACCCUGCGGGUAUUACCCGACCUGACCCGCGAUGGGACGGGUAUUACCCGACCCGCAGUAGCGUGGGGCGGGGUAUGGCUAUCUACUUCCGCCCCGUCCUGCCCUGCCCCGCCCCGUUCUAGACUUAUUUUAUCUCAAUUUCUUACAAUUUCUAUACAUAUUUCUCCUAUUUUGACUUUUUUUCAACUAGUUAGAGUCGUUCUUUCAACUUGUUAGACUCAAUUACACAUUCUAUUAUCACUAUUUUUCAUUCUUAAAGUGUUUUACCUUUCGUUUUAUUGUAAAAAGUAAAAUUUAUUUGUAUUUUUUCGAAUAACAUGUAAAAAUGGAUCGACCCGCGCCUCCCUAUAACCGCACGGGUUUUACCCGCCCCGUUGUAACGUGGGGCGGGUCAUAGGAAUUGAGGUACCCGCCCGGCCAUUGCCAUCACUAGCAAAACGUCAACGACGCUUUUUGGGCACGAAAACAGACCGCGUCUCUGCAGCCAAUGAGGAUACGUUGCUGAAGUCACCAGCCCAAUAAGAAACCUCCACGUGGGCACAUCGACGUUGCUUCGCGGUUGAAAUCCCCCGAGAAAAUACUUCGCCGUUUGGUCGUUGAAGGUGUAGUAUCAUUUUUGCCCCGAUAGUUCACCCUUCUCAGACCUUCGAUCUGCGGUAUACUCCUACCAUUGCCACUUGCUCAGUCCCCUUCGAUAUUCUCGUAGCAGAAGAUCGCCGAGGAAUCGAAGAGAGAGGAUCACCGGAUCUUCGGUGACCGGCGGCGGCAGAAUGGAGGCACACAGCGCCGGGCUCCGCCGCGUGAUUCUGUUGGCGUUCUGCAUCGCCGGGAUCUGGGCGGCUUAUAUAUACCAAGGAGUUGUUCAGGAGACUCUGUCGACCAAGCGCUUUGGUCCUGAUGGGGAGCGGUUUGAGCAUCUGGCGUUUCUUAAUCUGGCACAGAGUGUCGUCUGCUUGAUUUGGUCCUUCAUGAUGAUAAAGAUGUGGUCUAGAAGCAGCGGUGGUGGUGCGCCCUGGUGGUCAUACUGGAGCGCUGGCAUUACUAAUACGAUUGGGCCAGCUAUGGGAAUUGAAGCCUUGAAGUACAUCAGUUAUCCAGCUCAGGUUCUUGCAAAAUCAUCGAAAAUGAUUCCAGUUAUGUUGAUGGGGAGUCUAGUAUAUGGCAUAAGAUACACACUUCCAGAGUACUUGUGUACUUUCCUCGUUGCAGGAGGUGUAUCUACCUUUGCACUUUUGAAGACUAGCUCAAAAACCAUUAGCAAGCUAGCUCAUCCAAAUGCACCUCUUGGGUAUGGACUUUGCUUCUUGAACCUUGCAUUUGAUGGAUUCACAAAUGCUACGCAGGAUUCACUUACAGCAAGGUAUCCGAAGACCACGGCAUGGGACAUAAUGUUGGGGAUGAACUUGUGGGGUACCAUUUACAACAUUGUCUACAUGUUUGGUUGGCCAUACGGCAUGGGGUAUGAUGCAGUGCAGUUCUGUAAGCAGCAUCCAGAGGCAGCAUGGGACAUCUUGUACUACUGCCUGUGUGGUGCAGUGGGCCAGAACUUCAUAUUCCUAACGAUAAGCCGAUUCGGAUCACUCGCGAACACCACCAUCACAACUACUCGCAAGUUCGUCAGCAUCGUGGUUUCUUCCGUACUAAGUGGCAACCCUCUUUCGACGAAGCAAUGGGGGUCGGUGGCCAUGGUCUUCUCUGGUCUAUCGUAUCAGAUCUUUCUCAAGUGGAGGAAGUUGCAGAAAGUGCAGAAGAAGAGAAAGAACAAUUGAUGCCAUUAGAAUUCUACAGUUUUGGAGAUCUACCUUCUUCUCUUCAAUUUUUCUUUUGUAACUUUGUUCUCACUGCCCUGUUAUAUUGUCAGUGUAGCUUCCAGGUUGGUAUGAAAUGUAGAACCACAACUAGAUUACUGCCAAGUGUAACUGAAAUUGAAUACACUUCAUUGAUAUAGAGAAUUGAAGUAACUCUGUUCUGGUAGCCUGUUCGUAGUGGUUUUAAUAUAUGGGGAAGAAGAUGCUUUUCACCAUCUGCAGUUAAAAAAGGCUGUAGAAAGAAACCCUGGCUACCACUUCUCUUUUUGCCUUUUUGUUAUUGUCAUCAUAAAUUUGCUAUGGUGGAGACGUUUUUAACUUCAAAGAGCCACCGAAUUGCCAAUAGGCCACUAAUCAUUUCAACUACAUGUCUGGUAAAUAAGAGCAGAAUUUCAGACUGUCAGUACAAUGGAUCGUGAUUCAACCGCAGAUCAGGGCUAGCAAUUGCCAGAAAUGACCAGAUCGUACCAAAUAUACCACUGGACCAAAUCCUUAUUCGCACGACGUGUUUAUUUAUUGAUUGAUCUUGCAGCCAAGUAGGAUAUAUCAUAAGUGAAAACAUGUAUGAAGUGCGUUAUGGAUAUGGGCCAGUGAAUUGGAAGGGGUGACCAGGAAGGAUAUUGCUUGGUGGUUCAGAUAUCACAUCCUGUAAUAUAUAUGAUCAAGACUGAAGACGGUCAAAAGGGUAAACCUCAAGAAAGGAGAAGCCAAUCAAUGAGUAAACGCUUUAAUUUGUAUGCGGUUCCCUCUCUUUCUUUGCUUUUAGCUUUGAACAAUAUGAUUACACUUGUCCUCCACCAUCACCCACCACUACUACAAACCCUUCCUAAACAACAGAAUCCACAAGGACCCUCUCUUCACUUCUCCCCCACAGGACUUUCCCAUAGAAGCAAAGCUCAGGAAUAAUGCAGAGAGAUGGAUGGAGGAGCAGAGAUUCUGGCCAAACUGUUCUUCUGCUUUUUUAGUGGCCAAAUCCCAUCUCUGAAGCACAAGUGAAGCUAGCCCUUUCUCUUCCCUUCUUAUUUACUUCUUACUUUCCUCUCUUCCUUUUACAGUGAAAAAGCAGAAGGAAAAGAUUCUGGUUUCAUGGGACACUGGAGAGAAAGGACAUGGAGGAAUGACCUCAAGUCAGGUAAAUGCGAUGUAACCAACUUACAUUCGAAUUUUUCUUGUUUCUGAAGAGAGCUCUGUUGCAGUCUGAAUCUUCUUCCUCAUCCGAGUUUGAUUGCAGUAAAGAUAAAAACUUGUAAUAGAAUUGAUGAAGAGAGAUAAAAUAUGCACACCAAAACCAGGAAGACAUUUCCAUUUUCAAAUCCCACCAAGGUUCUAUUCUGGUACAUCAGAAUUCAGGUAAAGGAAGACCAACUAAAAAAAGAAAACAUGGGAAAAAUAACUUAUUCUAUACCCUAUGCACACCAAAAACUAAAAAAAUAGGAAUCCA